GGAAGUGGAGGCGGUUGGUGGGGUUGGCGGGGCUCAGGGACGCGGCGCGGGUGGCGGUUUGCGAGCUUUGGGUGGACCGAGUGUAGUGACUGGUCCCACUGUCUGGUGCUGGCGGGGUAGCGUUCAGCUGGACGGUGCGCGGCGGCGGCGAACGAACGCGGCGCGGACCCGGGCGCCCGCGGCUGGGCCCAUGGCCUCCUCCUGUGCGAGCAUCGACAUCGAGGACGCCACGCAGCACCUGCGGGACAUCCUCAAGCUGGACCGGCCCGCGGGGGGUCCCAGUGCAGAGAGCCAGCGACCAUCUAAUGCCUACAAUGGAGAUCUCAAUGGGCUCCUGGUCCCAGACCCCCUCUGCUCAAGUGAUGGUACUUCAACAAACAAGCCUGGUCUCCGAGCCAUGCCUCCUAUUAACCUGCAGGAAAAGCAGGUCAUAGUGUCUGUAUCUUCUCCCCCCAACCCUGCCCAUCGAGACUUUGGGUGGACAAGAGUCACGCUAUGCACCCCUCCCCCCAGCUGCCUCUUAGGAGACGACAGUUCCACCUGCAUCGGAAUUUUGGCCAAGGAGGUGGAGAUUGUGGCCAGCAGUGACUCUAGCAUCUCGAGCAAGGCACGGGGGAGCAACAAGGUGAAAAUCCAGCCCGUUGCCAAGUAUGACUGGGAGCAGAAAUACUACUAUGGCAACCUGAUUGCUGUGUCCAACUCUUUCUUGGCCUAUGCUAUUCGGGCUGCCAACAACGGCUCAGCGAUGGUACGGGUGAUCAGUGUCAGCACUUCAGAGAGGACCCUGCUCAAAGGCUUCACAGGCAGUGUGGCUGAUCUGGCCUUUGCACACCUCAAUUCCCCACAGCUGGCCUGCCUGGAUGAGGCAGGCAACCUGUUUGUGUGGCGCUUGGCCCUGGUUAAUGGCAAAAUUCAAGAAGAGAUCUUGGUCCAUAUCCGACAGCCAGAGGGCACUCCACUGAAUCACUUCCGCAGGAUCAUCUGGUGCCCCUUCAUCCCCGAAGAGAGUGAGGACUGCUGUGAGGAGGGCAGCCCAACGGUGGCCCUGUUGCAUGAGGACCGGGCUGAGGUGUGGGACCUGGACAUGCUCCGCUCCAACCACAGCACCUGGCCCGUGGAUGUCAGCCAGAUCAAGCAGGGCUUCAUCGUGGUAAAAGGCCACAGCACAUGCCUAAGUGAAGGGGCCCUCUCACCUGAUGGGACUGUCCUGGCUACCGCAAGUCAUGAUGGCUUCGUCAAGUUCUGGCAGAUUUACAUUGAGGGGCAGGAUGAGCCAAGGUGUUUGCACGAAUGGAAGCCUCACGAUGGGAGGCCCCUCUCCUGCCUCCUGUUCUGUGACAACCACAAGAAACAGGAUCCUGAGGUCCCCUUCUGGAGGUUCCUUAUUACUGGUGCUGACCAGAAUCGGGAGCUGAAGAUGUGGUGCACGGUGUCCUGGACCUGCCUGCAGACCAUUCGCUUCUCCCCAGAUAUCUUCAGCUCAGUGAGUGUGCCCCCAAGCCUCAAGGUUUGCCUGGACCUCUCAGCAGAAUACCUGAUUCUCAGCGAUGUGCAACGGAAGGUCCUCUACGUGAUGGAACUGCUGCAGAACCAGGAGGAGGGCCGUGCCUGCUUCAGCUCCAUCUCUGAGUUCCUGCUCACCCACCCUGUGCUGAGCUUCGGUAUCCAGGUUGUGAGUCGCUGCCGGCUGCGGCACACUGAGGUGCUGCCAGCCGAGGAGGAGAAUGACAGCCUAGGGGCUGAUGGGACCCACGGAGCUGGUGCCAUGGAGUCUGCAGCUGGUGUGCUCAUCAAGCUCUUUUGUGUGCACACUAAGGCAUUGCAAGAUGUACAGAUCCGCUUCCAGCCACAGCUGAACCCUGACGUGGUGGUCCCGCUCCCUACACACCCUGCCCAUGAGGACUUUGCAUUUGGAGAGUCUCGACCAGAACUGGCUUCUGAGGGCCUGGGAUCGGCCACUCACGGCUCCCAGUCUGACCUCCGACGCAUCGUGGAGCUGCCUGCACCUGCCGACUUCCUCAGUCUGAGCAGUGAGACCAAGCCCAAGCUGAUGACACCUGACGCCUUCAUGACACCUAGCACCUCCCUGCAGCAGAUCGCUGCAUCUCCCAGUAGCAGCAGCAGCAGCAGCAGCAGUUCCUCUCUUACGGCGGUGUCUGCCAUGAGCAGUACUUCGGCCGUGGACCCCUCCUUGCCCAGCAGGCCACCUGAGGAGCUGACCUUGAGCCCCAAGCUACAGCUGGAUGGCGGUCUGACAAUAAGCAGCAGUAGCAGCCUGCAGGCAAGCCCACGUAGCCUCCUGCCUGGCCUGCUCCCAAGUCCGGCCGACAAAUUGCCUCCCAAAGGGCCUGGGCAGGUGCCUACUGCUGCCUCUACACUAUCUCUGGAGCUGCAGGAAGUGGAGCCCCUGGGGCUACCCCAGGCGUCCCCCAGCCGCACCCGCUCCCCCGAUGUUAUCUCCUCGGCUUCCACUGCCCUGUCCCAGGAUAUCCCUGAGAUCGCAUCUGAGGCGCUGUCCCGUGGCUUUGGCUCCUCCGCUCCGGAGGGCCUGGAGCCAGACAGUAUGGCCUCAGCUGCUUCAGCACUACACCUGCUGUCUCCACGGCCCCGGCCGGGACCCGAGCUUGGCCCCCAGCUUAGCCUGGAUGGAGGCCCUGGGGAUGGGGAUCGGCAUAGUACCCCUUCCCUCCUGGAGGCAGCCUUGACCCAGGAGGCCACGGCCCCUGACAGUCAGGUCUGGCCUACGGCACCAGACAUUACUCGUGAGACCUGCAGCAGCCUGGCAGAGAGCCCCCGGAAUGGCCUCCAGGAAAAGCACAAGAGCCUGGCCUUUCACCGACCACCUUAUCACCUGCUACAGCAACACGACAGUCAGGACGCCAGUGCCGAGCAAAGCGACCAUGAUGAUGAGGUGGCCAGCCUGGCCUCUGCUUCAGGGGGUUUUGGCACCAAAGUUCCCACUCCACGUCUUCCUGCCAAGGACUGGAAGACCAAAGGAUCCCCUCGGGCCUCACCCAAGCUCAAGCGAAAGGGCAAAAAGGAUGACGGGGAUUCGUCCGUGGGAUCCCGGCUCACAGAGCACCAGGUGGCAGAGGCCCCUGAGGACUGGCCAGCACUAAUUUGGCAGCAGCAGAGAGAGCUGGCGCAGCUUCGACACAGCCAAGAAGAGCUGCUACAGCGUCUGUGCACCCAACUUGAAGGCCUGCAGAGCACCGUCACGGGCCACGUAGAACGUGCCCUAGAGUCACGGCACGAGCAGGAGCGUAUCCUUGUGGGCAGUGGCACAGCAUGGGGCGGCAGCAGCAUUCUUGGCCCAGGAAGGGAUAUGGGACCUGCUGCAGCCCUGUUCCUUAGCUACAAUGCAGAGCGGCGACUGGAGCGGGCACUGGCCGAGGGACAGCAGCGUGGUGGGCAGCUGCAGGAGCAGCUGACGCAACAGCUGUCCCAAGCGCUAUCUUCAGCUGUGGCUGGGCGGCUGGAGCGCAGCAUACGGGAUGAGAUCAAGAAGACGGUUCCUCCAUGUGUGUCUAGGAGUCUGGAGCCCGUGGCAGGCCAACUGAGCAACUCAGUGGCCACCAAGCUCACAGCCGUGGAGGGUAGCAUGAAAGAGAAUAUCUCCAAGCUGCUGAAGUCCAAGAACUUAACAGAUGCCAUUGCCCGAGCAGCCGCAGACACGUUACAGGGGCCGAUGCAGGCCGCCUACCGUGAAGCCUUCCAGAGCGUGGUACUGCCCGCCUUUGAGAAGAGCUGCCAGGCCAUGUUCCAGCAGAUCAAUGAUAGCUUCCGACUGGGCACGCAGGAAUACUUGCAGCAGCUGGAGAGCCACAUGAAGAGCCGAAAGGCACGAGAACAGGAGGCGCGGGAGCCCGUGCUGGCCCAGCUGCGGGGCCUGGUCAGCACGCUGCAGGGAGCCACGGAGCAGAUGGCGGCUACCGUGUCCAGCAGCGUUCGGGCUGAGGUGCAGCACCAGCUGCACGUGGCUGUGGGCAGCCUGCAAGAGGCAAUUUUAGCACAGGUGCAGCGCAUUGUUAAGGGUGAGGUGAGUGUGGCACUGAAGGAGCAGCAGGCUGCCGUCACCUCUAGCAUCAUGCAGGCCAUGCGCUCAGCUGCUGGCACACCUGUCCCUACCACCCACCUCGACUGCCAAGCCCAGCAAGCCCAUAUCCUGCAGCUGCUGCAGCAGGGCCACCUCAACCAGGCCUUCCAGCAGGCCCUGACAGCUGCCGACCUGAACCUGGUGCUGUACGUGUGUGAAACUGUAGACCCAGGCCAGGUGUUUGGGCAGCCACCUUGCCCCCUCUCCCAGCCUGUACUCCUUUCACUCAUCCAGCAACUGGCCUCUGACCUUGGCACUCGAACUGACCUCAAGCUCAGCUACCUGGAAGAGGCUGUGAUGCACCUGGACCACAGUGACCCCAUCACUCGGGACCACAUGGGCUCCGUCAUGGCCCAGGUGCGCCAGAAGCUCUUCCAGUUCCUGCAGGCGGAGCCACACAACUCACUUGGCAAAGCGGCCCGGCGUCUCAGCCUCAUGCUGCACGGCCUUAUGACCCCCAGCCUCCCUUAGCUCAGCCUGCCUUGCCCAGGAUGGGGUGGCACUGAAGGUCAGCAGACAGGCCUAGGCCAAAGCAGGGUCAUGUCUGCCCUUUACCUGCUCAGGCUCCCACCUCUGGCGUGUUUGAUGGGGAUAGCACUGGCUAUGGUCUAUAGGUUGUGGUAGCCAGCAGGUUUAGGCUGGGCCCAGGGUGGGUAUUGUGCCUUCUUGGGUUCUGCCAUGCCUGGAGCAUGACCCCUGAGAUUAUGACACCACUUUAGUUGAAUUUUCCAUGUUCCUUUUUACCACCAGUUUGGUUCUUUUUGUUUUUGAAAAACAUUGAGAAAUUCAAUUAAAUGCUUUUGGAAUAAAA
Molecule: messenger RNA, 4907 nt
Organism: Lagenorhynchus albirostris (white-beaked dolphin)
Lineage: Eukaryota; Metazoa; Chordata; Mammalia; Artiodactyla; Delphinidae
Gene: EDC4
Product: enhancer of mRNA decapping 4
Exons: 28
Coding region: 191-4567 (1458 amino acids)
Biological process (GO): deadenylation-independent decapping of nuclear-transcribed mRNA
Cellular component (GO): P-body
Molecular function (GO): protein binding
Source: RefSeq, a predicted model, not a curated record